This is a messenger RNA of Sclerotinia sclerotiorum 1980 UF-70, 996 nucleotides long. RefSeq lists its product as hypothetical. The transcript has 2 exons. Bases 1 to 996 code for a protein of 331 amino acids. The record is from RefSeq and is a predicted model, not a curated record. NCBI's taxonomy places the organism in Eukaryota, Fungi, Ascomycota, Leotiomycetes, Helotiales, Sclerotiniaceae. Gene Ontology annotation, molecular function: oxidoreductase activity, acting on the CH-OH group of donors, NAD or NADP as acceptor.
AUGAACCAUCGACCUCGCAAUGGAGAAGAGCUUCCAUGGGCUAAACCCCUCAGUAUAGAUCUCUUGUACAAAGUCCUCAAAGUGACAUUUCUACACCCCUUUGUCGCAUGGAUGAUUCCUCUCUGUAUGCGCGCACAAGCUAUGCCAUGGCAUCAUCAAGCCAUUCAAUAUGCCAUUGGUUAUGCCUCUUUGCUCACCAUGUUAUAUUUCCUCUCGAUACUCAAUCGCCAAAUAGCAUACUCAAAGGCUAGAGAGGUAGAUUUGUCAGAAGAGGUUAUUGUGAUUACCGGCGGCGCAAGCGGAUUGGGAUUAUUGGUCGCGGAAGUGUAUGGUAUGCGAGGCGCAACGGUUGCAGUAUUAGAUGUGCGAGAUUUAGAGAGCGGAGAAGCGAGGGGUCUCGGCACCCCUACAAUCCUCAUCAAUAAUGCGGCAAUUGUAAAUGGGAAGACCCUCUUGGAUUUAUCCCUUGAUGAAAUUGAGCAUAAUUUCAAAGUUAACCUUCUUGGAAGCUUCUACACCCUCAAAGCCUUCCUCCCAGGCAUCAUCCGCACCGGUCACGGCACAAUCGUAACCAUGUCCAGUGUCCUAGGACACCUUGGCGCUGCCCAACUCAGUGAUUACAGCGCAUCCAAAGCCGGCUUAACCGCACUUCAUCAUUCUCUAACAGCAGAACUCAAAGCACACCCUAAUAUCAAAACAAUACUUGUAGAGCCCGGCCAACUAAGCACGCCAUUAUUUUUCGGAACCGUGACACCAAAUAGUUUUCUCGGGCCGGUAUUGGAACCAGUUGAUGUAGCGAGGGAGAUUAUCGCCACGAUUGAUAAGGGGAGUAGUGCAGUUUUGGCGAUGCCCUUGUACGCGGGGUGGGUUGGCUUGAUGUCAGUUUUACCUGUGGGAGUGCAGGCGAUUGCUAGGAGGCUUAGUGGAAUCGAUGGAGCGAUGAAGACGUUUGUGGGGAGGGGAAAGAUGGGUGCGGAGAAAGAAAGUUGGAUAUAG